CAGCCCUUGUUCUUUAACAAUAGCGAGUAGUCUUCUUUCUUUUGGUGCUGCCAAACGCUCGGUCAUCUGGCGGCAAGGGUGAAGGCUGGAAUAGACAGUCUCGAGUUGCGCGAAGAAAUAUGCUGCUCCACCGGCGAUCUCAUUUUCCGACGCUGAAGACUCAUACCGUCUUCGCCCUGCAUUCAUCAAUCUCCACUUUUGAACGCAGCCUGUGCACGUCUUCAGCCUCUGAUGUCUUCGCGGCCCACCCCUCUCACCACCACCUCGCGAUGGUCACUUCCAAGGAGCAGCUCCUCAAGUCCUACACCGUCACGCCACCGAUCAAACCUUGGCCGCAGCGCCUCUAUCCCAAGCGCCUCGUCUCCAUGAUCACUCGCCAACAAAACCUCGACCUCGCUCUUCAAAUUUUCCAGCACGCCGGCAAUUUUCACCCCGGCUUUUCCCACAAUUACGACACCUACUAUGCCAUCAUCCAGAAGCUGUCGCGUGCUCGCGCUUUUGAUGAAAUGGAAAUCCUAGUGUCCCAAUUGCGGAGGACCAACAUCAAAUGCGGCGAAAACCUUUUCAUUACCAUCAUCCGAAACUACGGCAUUGCGAGCCGGCCUAAACAGGCCGUUCGUGCAUUCUUGCGCAUCAAUGAUUUCGGCCUUGAUCGAUCGGUGAGGUCUUUUAACACUCUGUUGAAUGCUUUGGUUCAAAACAAACGGUAUGAUUUGGUGCACCUCAUGUUUAAGAAUUGUAGGAAGAAGUUUGGGAUCAUACCCAAUGUCUUUACUUGUAAUAUUCUCAUCAAAGCCCUAUGCAAGAAGAAUGAUGUUGAAGGUGCAAUUAGGAUUUUGAAUGAAAUGCCGGCGAUGGGAAUGAUUCCCAAUGUCGUGACCUACACGACUAUUUUAGGGGGGUAUGUUUCGCGGCUUGAUAUGAUUGGGGCAAAGAAGAUUUUUGGAGAAAUUUUGGAUAGAGGAUGGCUCCCAGAUGCAACUACGUAUACAAUACUGAUGGACGGCUUUUGUAAGCAAGGGAAGUUGAUUGAUGCAGUUAAGGUGAUGGAUGAUAUGGAGGAAAAUGGGAUUGAGCCCAAUGAUGUAACCUACGGGGUGAUGAUUGAAGCACUUUGCAAAGAAAACAAGUCUGGGGAGGCGCUUAACUUGCUUGACGAUAUGCUUGAUAAGAAAUAUAUACCAAGUUCGGCACUUUGUUGUAAAGUUAUUGACGUCUUGUGUGAAGAAGGGAAAGUUGAGGAAGCUCGUGAUUUGUGGAAAAGGCUUUUGAAGAAAAAUUGUACCCCAGAUAAUGCGGUCUCUAGUACGCUCAUGCAUUGGCUCUGUAAGAAGGGCAAAAUAUGGGAAGCAAAGAAGCUGUUUGAUGAGUUUGAAAAGGGUUCAAUUCCUAGUGUUUUGGUGUAUAACACACUUAUUGCGGGAAUGUGUGAGCAAGGGGAACUGCAUGGGGCUGGGAGGUUGUGGGAUGACAUGGUGGAAAAAGGUUAUAGUCCUAAUGCUUUCACUUACAACAUGUUGAUUAAAGGGUUUUGCAAAGUUGGUAAUGCAAGGGAAGGAGUUAGAGUUCUUGAGGAAAUGUUGGAUAAGGGCUGUUUGCCAAAUAAGUUGACCUACUCUAUAUUGAUUGAGGGCCUUUAUGAAUCAAAAAAGGAAGGAGAUGUCACCAAGAUUCUUCACAUGGCUGCUUCAAGGGGUGGAGUUGAUACUGAUUCUUGGGAAGUUCUUAUUACCAAGAUUGUUGGCAAUGUAGUUGGUGGGGGAAUUGUUCUUGAUAGAUUCAAUGGAAUAUUACUAGAUGAUGUCUCUUAGAAUCCAAAGCAUGGCAUUUUCCUGUCUUACUGCAUUUACAAGAGAGGUGGUUCCAAAACAUGUAAACUUUAGAGACGGGUGAAUUACCUUCUGUUCAUGCAAGAAAGCCAAUAUUUUGAGUGGUCUCCAAUUUGGGGGAAUACUAUGGGCAGAGGUCUUCUUGGUCUGUUACUCUGAGUCACCUUUAUAUAUUUGUGAGCAUCUUCAAAACCAAAUAGCCGAUUGGAGGUUAUAUGGUGACUGUUAUUGCCUUCCAUGCACCGAACCGGCAAUUAUCUUAUCAUCUUAGAAUGAGAACUAUGGAAAUUUUUCAGAGAACCAGGACUUCAAUACCACUUCAAAGAUAUUGUGGACCUGAUCAUCUAAGUUUGAUGAGUUUUAUUACAAGGAAUUAAAAAGGGAAGGAAAUUAAUGAAUGGAAAAGCACUAUACUCACAUUUCUCCUGGGGGGAAGUUAAUGGGAAGAAUAUCCAAGCUCAAUAAUUGCUGGAAAGAUGUUUUUCCUACCUUUUUUUUUCGUGUAUGUUCCUAUUAUAAAUUUCCUGUGGAGCUCUCUCUCUCUCUCCCCUACACCUCCUCUUUCUCUCUUGCUCUGGGAGUUGGGGCUUACAGCAGCGCCCUAGGUAUUUUCUGGGAGUAAAGAACAGAUAAUUGUGCUGGAUAAGGAACAAAGAAGUGCUGAACAUACGUUACCAGGAGGACCUCUCAUGAUUUUGUAAGUGUUCACCAUUUCUCUUUUAACAUUUUGACCACAAAUCGUUAUGUAUUAUAUUUUUUACUUGCAUCCAUGUACUUUGUUCUCAUCUAAGCCCCUCCUACCACAAUUAAAGUGUAAUUAUAUUCUCAUACUUAUUAUGAGAGUACUCAUUGGCUUCUUCUUAAAA
Messenger RNA from Malania oleifera, 2695 nucleotides. RefSeq names its product pentatricopeptide repeat-containing protein At5g16420, mitochondrial. The transcript is spliced from 2 exons. Gene Ontology annotation, molecular function: protein binding. The record is from RefSeq and is a predicted model, not a curated record. Lineage: Eukaryota; Viridiplantae; Streptophyta; Magnoliopsida; Santalales; Ximeniaceae. Bases 120 to 1811 code for a protein of 563 amino acids.